Closterium sp. Yama58-4 is the source of this 921-nucleotide messenger RNA. The record is from the annotation of a GenBank genome assembly. Lineage: Eukaryota; Viridiplantae; Streptophyta; Zygnematophyceae; Desmidiales; Closteriaceae.
AUGUCCCCCCCCCCCCCCCUACCUCUCUUCCUCGCUCCAGGUCCUCCCCCGGUUGACCCCCUCCCCCCACAGGAUCCUGCUCCCUCAGCUGAGGGGGGUGACGUUGCUGUUGAGGACACAGCGGCCACUCGCCGCUCCCUGCGCUUGGAGACCCCUCCUGGUUUUCCACCUCAGCUGUCUACGCCGCCUCUGCAGCCUGUUGCUGUAGACUCCGGUGCUGCUGGGGAUGGUGGCCCUGGGGGUGCGGACGGUGCAGGUGGGGACUCUGAAGGUGCUGAGUCUGGGGGUGCUGGUUCCGGGGGCACUGAGCGUCCUGAUGGUGGUGGAGUCGUCGAUGCUUCUGCCGAAGGUUCUGGGGGUGGGUGGCCAGCAGCAGCUGACUCGUCGACCCAAGGAUCUCUCGCCACAGCAGCUUCGCCUGACGCUGUUGGUGGUACUGGUGCUGGAGGCGCUGGAGCUGGAGGUUCUGGAGCUGCUGGAGGCACUGAGGCUGGAGAUACUGGUGCUAGAGGCACUGGAGCUGUCAGUACUAGUACUGGAGGUGCUGGAGGUGCUGGUGCUGGAGGUGCUGUCGAUGCUGGAGGCACUCGAGCCGGAGGUGCUGGAGGUGCUGGAGCUGGAGGUGCUGGAGUUGUAGGUCCUGGUGCUGGAGCUACUAGAGCUGCCAAUGCUGGAGGCACUGGAGCUGUAGGUACUUGUACUGGAGGUACUGGAGGUGCUGGAGGUGUUGGAGUUGGAGGUGCUGGAGGUGCUGGUGCUGGAGGUACUGGAGCUGGAGGUGUUGGAGGUGCUGGUGCUAGAGCUGGAGGUACAGGAGUUGGAGGCUCUGGUACUGUGGGUACUGCACAGCGGCGAGUUUUUCUUGCCGCAGCCGCAGUCGUCACUACCACCACCUCGCUCGGUGCUUCGCCAGGUUCUUAG